Messenger RNA from Racocetra persica, 924 nucleotides. The record is from the annotation of a GenBank genome assembly. Lineage: Eukaryota; Fungi; Glomeromycota; Glomeromycetes; Diversisporales; Gigasporaceae.
AUGUCUGAAAUUAAAAAACUAAUUGAAAGAAACCAAAAUUGGUCUAAGACUAAAAGUUCAAAAUUUUUUGAAGAUCUCACUAAUGUUCAAGAGCCAAAGUUUAUUUGGAUUGGUUGUUCUGACAGCAGAUGUUCUCCAGAGAUAACAACACAAUCAGAUCUUGGUGUGAUCUUUGUUCUUCGAAAUAUCGCUAAUCAGUUCAAGACUACUGAUUUAAGUGCAUUAUCAGUAUUAGAAUACGCAGUAGAACAUCUUAAAGUAAAACAUAUAAUCGUUUGUGGACAUUAUGAGUGUGGUGGUGUUGGUCAUGUUAUAGAUUCUUUAUAUAAUAAUAAGCACGGCCACGUUGAUAAUAUUGAUAAUUGGUUAAAAGACAUCAAGGAGGUUUACUUAUGUCAUUCUAGUCAAUUUGAUAAACUCGACAAAGAUGAGAAGAAGAAAUUAUUGGUUGAACUUAACAUUACGAAACAGGUUAUCGUAUAUGGUCUAGUUUAUAACAUGAAAGAAGGCAUGCUUAAAAUUCUUAAUGCAACUAUUGGUGAUGCAAAACCUUAUUCUAGAAAAAAAUUUAAUUAUCCAUGGGGAGUAAAUGAGGACAUGAAAACACCUGCAUUGACCAUUAGAUCAAUAAGGAAACUUAGAGAUGAUGAGCAUGGGAUGGUUGAUUAUAAAGAGAACGCACCCUAUGAAGUAGAAGUGAAUGAGGAAAUUGAGGAUGGAAAUAAUAUCUCUCAUUCAAUUUGGCUUUUUGCUAAUGCAGACUAUGAUACUGUCAGACCUCCUAGUUUCAAUUCAGAUGCCCCUAUUAUAUAUUACAUUCUUAGUAAUUUAAGAAAACAAGUUGAAAUACCUUUACUAAACAAAUGCUCUGUAAAUGGACGCACAAUUUACUCAGUAAGAGGUACUCAAGAUGUUCUGAGCAAU